Molecule: messenger RNA, 3094 nt
Organism: Saccoglossus kowalevskii
Lineage: Eukaryota; Metazoa; Hemichordata; Enteropneusta; Harrimaniidae
Product: E3 ubiquitin-protein ligase TRIM33-like
Cellular component (GO): chromatin
Molecular function (GO): protein binding; zinc ion binding
Source: RefSeq, a predicted model, not a curated record
CUCAAAACGAGGCCGAUUCACGUCCCGAGUACAUAAAUGGCGGUGAGAACGAGCGAUCGUCAGGUUUAUUUAUCUCUUCACACUUCCUACCGUUUCUAAGACAAACAUGACAUCAGAGGCGAGCACAACAGUAAAUGGAGAUACCACCGAAUCACAUCAGAACAUAUGUAGCAUUUGUAAGAAUGGAUUUACCACAAGGAGUCCAAAACUACUGCCGUGUUUGCAUACGUUUUGUAAGGCGUGUAUCUCCCCGGCUGACGACGGAGUAAUCCGGUGUGCACUAUGUAAACAAGAAGUUCGAAAUCUUGGUCUGGUUAUUGACAAUUACUUCCUUCUGGAUUCAUUGACUAAUGGAGAUAACACGACAACCAGUACAACAGCUGAUGCCAAAUGCACAAGUUGUGAAGACAAUGCUGUUGCCUCAUCAUAUUGUCAGAAUUGUGCGGAGUGGCUGUGCGAUACUUGUGUUCAGGCCCAUCACAGAGUGCGGGUGACUAAAGACCACGUUAUCCAACCAAAGGAUUCCGCUGAAGCAUUACAGAGGGAAUCCACAACCAGUCCAGCUAGUUCACGCAACAAGCCCCUUUACUGUCCGGUUCACAAACAAGAACCAUUGAAACUGUACUGUGAAACCUGCGACAAGCUGACCUGCCGAGAUUGUCAGUUAUUGGAACACAAAGAACACAAAUACCAGUUUGUUAACGAAGCCGCUGCCAAACAAAAAGGACAAAUGUCAGCUCUGAUGAUGAAACUUGAGGAAAAGAAAAAGUACAUUGGCACUGCACAGCAACGAAUCUCAGAGAAACUGAAACAAAUCAAUGAUUUAGAAACCAAAACUUCGCAAGAGAUAAGACUAUUCAUGUUAACAUUGAUAAAUGAAGUUAAUCGACGAGCAAAAAAACUGCUUGAGGAUCUGAAAGCAACCUGUGCGAUUAAACGGCGACGACUUGAUGUGCAGGCUCAGGAAGUGAAACAACUACACAAGCUAAUAGACCAUUGCACUGGAUUCACAAAUAACGCUUUGCAUACCGGUAGCAAUGCAGCAUUACUUUAUAGCAAGAAAGUCAUACUCAGUCAACUCUUCAGUGUUCUACGCUUGCCCUGUAUCAGGUCACCAAUAUUUGGUUUGGAUGUUAAGUUUAUGUUUGAUAUGGACAGCGCCAACAAACAAAUCGGUAAAUUUGGUGUUCUUAUGAUAAGCGAUGCAUCAGGACAAGGAAACGAUCCACAGCAUGUUGUCCAACAGUUGAACAAUGCCGUGCAACAUGCUCCUGGACAAGCUUUUCUUGGAAACCAACAAAGACCGCCUCAAUACAGAGCACCAUUUUCUCACCCACAACAACAACAACAACAACAAAAAAUUAAUCUUCAGCAGUUAGCAGAGCAAAGGAGACAGAGCAACUCUGUUGUGAAGAAUGCUUUCAGCCAGCCUUAUACCAUGAAUUCACAGAAAAUUCUACAUCAAAAUUUACUACAAAGACACCACCAACAGCAGCAGCAACUGCAGCAGCAGCAGCUUCAGCAACAACAGCAGCAGCAACAACAACUACAGCAGCACCAGCAACAUUCUCAGGGUAUGAAGUUAGAACAAUCUAGAGUCGGUGGUCAGUUGCGGCCUAUAGCACCAAAACCGUUAGCUCCUCCAUCAGCAACAAUAUCAAGAGCUCAACUUCAGCUAAGCACCUCCACAGCCCAUGUUUCAAAUAAUGUUGGCAACCCAGUUAUAUCACAAGUUGUAUCACUGGGGGGAAAUCUCACUCGAUUAUCUCCAAGCACGCUACGCCAACUUAGCCCAUCAGUUCGAGAAAUGCAGGAAGCUGUUUUUUCAACACACACUCCAGAAAAAGCCAGCAGUGUUGUCAGCAGUGCGAGUGGAGAUGGUAAUACUACUUCUGGAACUCCACCCAAAAUGCAUGCGACUGUUCCCUUUUCUGGCACCCAGUACAAGCAAGAUUCUGCACCGAAAAUGAAAAAUGAACCAAGCUCGCCCAAUGAACGACCUUCGUGCAGCUUUGAAAAAAUGUCUCAAAAAAGUACUACACCAUCACCUGCUAGUGGAUGUUCUGGUCAGCUGGACAUGUCAUCUGGAUUUCAUACAACCACUGAUUCAAGGCCACCCAGUUCCACAAGCUCAGCUGAAGACAGAAGUUCAACUACUCCAGAGUCGAAUGCUAGUUUCAGUGCUGUGAAAAUCAAGCAAGAGAGACAGUCUAGAGAUGAUCCUGAAUCUUCCUGUAUGAAUUACACUGCCAGACAAAACAGCCAACAGGAAGGUCUGAAUAACACUCCAUUUGAGUCAAUUUCAGAACUUCACAUACCCAAUAUUGCUCUGUCUUUUGACAACAAUCGGGCAGACCACGACAAGAGUCUACCCGACCAAGAUGUCCACAGUGAAUGCAGUGAGAAUUACGAACUGUCUCCAGCUCCAGGCUGUUCAUCAUCUGAGGUUUACUCACGCCAGGGAAUACCGGUAGAGUUCAAUGAGGACUACUGUGCUUGUUGUCAGAAUGGUGGUGAUCUUCUGUGUUGUGAUACUUGUCCAAAGGUCUUCCAUCUACAGUGUCACAUUCCAUCUCUCACUGCCACUCCAAAGGAAACCUGGAUAUGUGGACUUUGUCAAGACUUGUGUAAAGAGAUCCAAGGUAUCUCAGAAAAUGAUGAACAUGGAAAAAGGAAAGCCUCCUCUGGUCUGAGUGAAGCCCAUCAGAAAAUAUGUGAAAGAAUUUUAUUGGAGCUGUUCUGUCAUCCUGCCAGCCCACCAUUCCAUGAACCAGUUGACAGAUCUGUUCCAAACUACUAUAAGAUAGUAACUAACCCGAUGGAUUUGUCAACAAUAAAAGUGAAAUUAGAAAAGACGUCUCCUCAGCAUUAUGAAUGUGUUGAAGAUUUUAUAUCUGAUUGUAGAUUACUGUUAUCUAAUUGUUUUGUUUUCAAUACGCCGGAUUCUGCCAUCUGUAGAGCUGGUAAGAAGGUGGAAAGAUUUCUCAACAGACUUCUUGAGAAGUGUCUGCCAGAUUAUGUUGUUUCAUCUCCGGAUGCACAUUCACGGCACCAUAAGCGAAAGAAGAAAAUCGACAUAGUACAUUACAAGUGA